Molecule: messenger RNA, 2630 nt
Organism: Cavia porcellus (domestic guinea pig)
Lineage: Eukaryota; Metazoa; Chordata; Mammalia; Rodentia; Caviidae
Gene: Lipm
Product: lipase family member M
Exons: 11
Coding region: 658-1881 (407 amino acids)
Molecular function (GO): hydrolase activity, acting on ester bonds
Source: RefSeq, a predicted model, not a curated record
AUGACAAUGAAACAAAAGAGUCAUAUUUGUAGUACCUGAACCAAAUUAAUUGAAAAAUUAAUGUAAGAGACACUGGUAAGAGUUUCUUUACAAACUCUAAACAUCAAAUUAAGAUUAUAGAGAAUUAUUAGUGAGGUCAAUUAUAGCGUAUGUAUUUUGUCAAAAAUAUCAAGAUCACUUCCAUAGAGGCACAGAAUCUAGCAAACUUUCCUCAAUAAGGAACAGCUCAGAUUGGCUACAGAUAAAUAAUAUUAAUUUGUGAAAAACUCAGUGAUAUUUCUCCAUAUUUUUUCUUGUCCUUAUAAUCCUGCAAAGCAAGAAACUUAUGCUCAUAACUGUGUCACAGCCCUAUCAGGUGACUGUAGUUUCUCAAGCCUAAAUGACCUUUGCUAUAAUUUGUAGAAUGAGGUAGGUAAUAGUUCAUUUCAGUGCAGAUGCAUGUGAAGUGAAAAUUCUGACGCUUUGGAACUGGUGAGCUUCCUACCAACAGAAUAAUCUGUUUUGGAGAGGUAAAACCGGGCUCAAAUCAUGGCCUUUCUGAAACUCAGUAACCAAAGAGCAAGCUUGGCCUUCCUUUAGACUGCUGUAUGCAACCUGAGGACACACCAUUCCCGAAUCUGCCCUCCUCCAGGAAACCGACCUGCACUGAGAGUGGAGAUGUGGCUUCUGAUACUGGUGACCUAUUUGCUUCAAAGAAAUGUGAAUUCAGGACAUUUGCCAACUAAAGCUGUGGACCCUGAAGCAUUUAUGAAUAUUAGUGAAAUCAUUCAACAUAAAGGUUAUCCCUGUGAGGAAUAUGAAGUUACAACUGAAGAUGGGUAUAUCCUUUCUGUUAACAGAAUUCCUCAAGGCCUAACAGAACCUAAGAAUAAAGGUUCCAGGCCAGUGGUGUUCCUGCAACAUGGUCUGCUAGGUGAUGCCAGCAACUGGAUUUCCAACCUGCGCAACAACAGCUUGGGCUUCAUCCUGGCAGAUGCUGGCUUUGACGUGUGGAUGGGGAACAGCAGGGGAAACACCUGGUCUCGGAAGCACAAGACCCUCUCUAUUGACCAAGAUGAGUUCUGGGCUUUCAGUUAUGAUGAGAUGGCUAGGUUUGACCUUCCUGCAGUGAUACACUUUAUUUUGCAGAAAACAGGCCAGGAAAAGAUCUAUUAUGUCGGCUAUUCACAGGGCACCACCAUGGGCUUUAUUGCAUUUUCCACAAUGCCAGAACUGGGUCAAAAAAUCAAAAUGUAUUUUGCUUUAGCUCCUAUAGCCACUAUUAAAUAUGCAAAAAGCCCUGGCACCAAAUUUUUGUUACUACCACAUAUGAUGAUCAAGGGUUUGUUUGGCAAGAAAGAAUUUCUCUACCAGACCCGAUUUUUCAGGCAGCUUUUUAUUUAUCUUUGUGGCCAGAUGUUUCUUGAUCAAAUUUGUAGCAAUAUCAUCUUACUUAUGGGAGGCUUUAACAUAAACAAUAUGAAUAUGAGCCGAGCAAAUGUGUAUGUUGCCCAUUCUCCUGCUGGAACAUCUGUGCAGAAUAUUCUACACUGGAGCCAGGUAGCAAAUUCUGGAGAACUCCGAGCAUUUGACUGGGGGAGUGAGACCAAGAAUCUGGAGAAAGGCAAUCAUCCAACUCCUUUAAGGUACAAUGUUCGCGAUAUGACGGUGCCAACAGCGAUAUGGUCAGGUGGUCAGGACUGGCUCUCAAAUCCAGAAGAUGUGAAAACACUGCUCUCCGAGGUGACCAAUCUCAUCUAUCACAAAAACAUUCCUGAGUGGGCUCAUGUGGACUUCAUUUGGGGGCUGGAUGCUCCUCAGCGAGUGUACAAUGAAAUCAUCCAUCUGAUGACACAGGAGGAGGCCGGCCUUCCCCAGGGAACCUGCAAGGUCUCCCUGUAAGACUUCAGAUGCUGACAAGACUUAGGCACAACAUUAUGGGAGACAGUUCUAGGGCCAGGAACAGAGCAGAGGAUUUUACAGACUUCCAGAGGGAAAAAUAGACUGUAUCUAUCAAAGGGCGGGCAGAGAUGCAAUUCUAUUUUUCUUUCAGUUUCUACAUUCAGCACUAGAAUUCAGAUUUACAUUUUUUUCAAUUAGUAAAAUAAUAAUAAAUCUGAGUUUCAUAUGCUAUUAUAUCUUCUAAAUUUUGAAGGUUAAUUUUCACUUGACAGCCAGAAAGUACGUAGAUAAUCACUACAUCAUUCAAAUAAAUCUCCUUCAAACAUUUAUUUUUUUCCUCAGCCAUAUUUUUGAAGGAGUAAAGUAAGAAUGACAAAUUGGAGCAAACAGCCAGGUCAAAAAUCUCUGAAUUGUUGGUUUUGACAGACUGAGCUGGGCAUUUCUACCUUGUUGCUAUAGUCAGGAUACUACCUCAGAAAGCCAACUGCUUGACAACAAAAAAUCUGUAUGCGACACAGAUGAAUAUGUGUAAAAUAUCCUAAGAGGAGGGCCAAGUUUUAUAGUUGGAUCACAGAGAAGAUACAUUUUUAGGAUAUUUAAGAGUUUCCUAAUAAAACAUCAUGCAUUGCACAGAGCAUACUUGUGUUACACCAGUACUGAAAUUCUAAUAUAAGAUUGUUCACAGCCUGCUGCUACAAGACAUACUGGCACAACUUUUUAGCUCCAAAAACUAAAAUCUUGGAAGAAAA